Molecule: messenger RNA, 456 nt
Organism: Parnassius mnemosyne (clouded apollo)
Lineage: Eukaryota; Metazoa; Arthropoda; Insecta; Lepidoptera; Papilionidae
Source: the annotation of a GenBank genome assembly
AUGUCAACUCCUGCCAGACGACGUCUAAUGAGAGAUUUCAAGCGUUUACAAGAGGACCCACCCACCGGUGUUUCCGGUGCUCCUACUGACAACAACAUCAUGAUCUGGAAUGCUGUGAUAUUUGGACCCCAUGAUACUCCAUUUGAAGAUGGGACAUUUAAACUUACCAUAGAAUUUACAGAGGAAUAUCCUAACAAACCCCCUACAGUACGGUUUGUCUCUAAAAUGUUCCAUCCAAAUGUUUAUGCUGAUGGAGGCAUUUGUUUAGACAUUUUGCAAAAUAGAUGGAGUCCCACAUAUGAUGUUUCAGCCAUCUUAACCUCAAUACAGUCAUUGUUAAGUGAUCCUAACCCAAACUCACCAGCAAACUCAAUGGCAGCCCAGUUAUACAAGGAAAAUCGUCGAGAGUAUGAGAAACGGGUUAAAGCAUGUGUAGAACAAUCAUUUAUUGAUUAG